Molecule: messenger RNA, 1830 nt
Organism: Medicago truncatula (barrel medic)
Lineage: Eukaryota; Viridiplantae; Streptophyta; Magnoliopsida; Fabales; Fabaceae
Product: hydroxyproline O-galactosyltransferase HPGT1
Exons: 12
Coding region: 392-1420 (342 amino acids)
Cellular component (GO): Golgi membrane
Molecular function (GO): galactosyltransferase activity
Source: RefSeq, a predicted model, not a curated record
ACAAUGAAAAUGAACUAAUCACCUCUGGUGAAUAACUCCUUCCAUUUUCACCCAAAGUUUUGGCUCAUUCGUCCUUGAUUAUUGAAUUGAAUAUUUAAUUUCCCUCAUUCCCGUCCCUCGUUAUUUAUUGGCCCAGUGUUUCUCCCUCUCAACUUCAAUUGAAACUUCAAAUCGAAACCGAAAAAGUAGAUUACGUGAACCUUGAAAAAAAACGGUUAUUACGUCGUCUUCAUAGCUCAAACUCCCAAACACAGUUUACCUUUGCCUCUCAAACAUCGAUUUCGUCCUUUAAAACUCUGUGGAUCUGAAAAUCAGUGUGAAUUGAUUCUGAAAUCGAUAAUUUUGUGAUACAUUAUUAUAUAUUGUCGAAGAAGAAGAAGAAGAAAAAGAAAUGCGUAGCCGGGGAUCACAAAACCGGCUAAAUGGUAACUCAUUUGGAUCUCGAGUUUCUGCUCUCAUCUUUUCCAUGAUUGCUACCAUGGCCACUAUUUAUGUUGCCGGCCGACUAUGGCAGGAUGCAGAGAGUAGGGUGUAUUUAAUAGAACAGCUUGAAAAAAGAACUUCUCAGGGUCAAUCUGCCAUAUCUGUUGAUGAUACAUUGAAAAUCAUAACCUGCAGGGAACAACAAAAGAAGUUGUCUGCCCUAGAGAUGGAGUUAUCUGCAGCUAGAAAGGAAGGAUUUGUUCCAAAGCAACUGUCAGUGAACAAUGAGAAGCAACCUACAAAAAAGAUUCUUUCGGUUAUUGGAGUAAUGACAACCUUUGGUAGAAAAAAGAACAGAGAUGCAAUCCGUAAGGCAUGGAUGCCAACAGGUGCAUCUAUAAAAAAUCUUGCAGAACAGAAAGGCAUCAUUGUGAGAUUUGUAAUAGGAAGAAGUGCAAAUCGUGGAGACAGUUUGGACAAAGAGAUUGAAACAGAAAAUAGUCAGACCAAUGACUUCAUCAUUCUUGAUGAUCAAGUAGAGGCAGUUGAAGAGAGUGCAAAAAAGACAAAGUCGUUCUUCAUUUAUGCUGUGGACAACUGGGAUGCUGAGUUUUAUGCUAAGGUCAAUGAUGAUGUCUAUGUUAAUCUUGAUGCCUUUGGAGGAGUGAUAACUUCUCAUUUGGAAAAACCCCGUGUAUAUAUUGGUUGUAUGAAAUCGGGUGAAGUUUUCUCUGACCCGACACAUAAAUGGCAUGAGCCAGACUGGUGGAAAUUUGGUGAUGGAAAAUCGUACUUUCGACAUGCUUCAGGUGAGGUCUAUGCCAUUUCAAAAGCAUUGGCUCAGUUUAUUUCAAUAAAUAGAUUUAUUCUUCGUACAUAUGCACAUGAUGAUGUAAGCACCGGAUCAUGGUUUAUUGGGCUGGACGUGAUGCACAUUGAUGAAAAUAAGUUUUGCUGCUCAUCCUGGUCCACAGGGGCAAUUUGUGCAUCCGUAUGACAACUUGUCAGUUGUCACCAACAAUUUGAGUGAUAUAUGAAGGAUGUAUAGGAAACAGAAAACUGUUAUUUGGACCAUCGUCGUUUUUGCUUCAGGUGAUUUUCCUCCCCCAUACAACUUUAGAGCCAGACGUUAUUCUUCAAGUUGAAGACCAGAAACUGUUUGUUAUGAGCUCUGCCUUUGUGACAAUAGAUAGUUAGAUACUCACAUACAUACUUUUUGGGAUUGUUCAAAGAUUUUGAGAAACUGACACCGUGUUUGUCUGAUAGAACUGAUCCUUCCCCCAUUGAAUCAUGUAAUAUAAAUUGCUCUCGGCCAUUAAACUAACAUUUUCCCCAUGAGAUUAUUAAAGUAUUUGUUAGAAUAACUUCAAAAAAAUUACUACUAGAGUUGAGAUUUCUGUUGUGAAA